ACAUGAGUGUGGGGUGGGUUUGAUACUUUGAUUGGUACAAAACAAACAGCUUUGUUUGGGUUUUUCGUUGUGCCUUCCACUCUCAGCAUAUUCUUUCUCUACACGUCUCCAUUUCUACUCUUCAAAGCAUCUUAUCGAAGAUCCUCUUUCUCUCUCUCUCUCCUAACUACUAUUAUCUAUAUAGAAGAUCCUAUGAAUCGUUUCUCACCAUAACAAUUCAUCUUUCACUCCUUCCAUUUUUGGCGCCAAAAUCAUGAAACUCGACAAUUCCAACGGCCAGGUGUCAUUUACCGCAGAAGUUUCUCCGCCGCAUAACUCCGACGACGCCGAUGAGGUAUUUGUGCCGCCGUUGAACUUCGCGAUGGUUGAUAAUGGCAUUUUCAGGUCCGGUUUUCCCGAUUCUGCCAACUUUGGAUUCAUGAAAUCACUUCGUCUUCGUUCCGUAAUAUGUUUGUGCCCUGAACCCUAUCCAGAAACUACUGCGGAGUUUUUGAAAUCUAACGGAAUUAGGCUUUAUCAAUUCGGUAUUGAUGGUUGUAAGGAACCCUUUGUCAACAUCCCAAAUGAUAAGAUCCAAGAAGCUUUGAAAGUAGUGCUCGAUGUUAGGAACCACCCCCUGCUGAUUCAUUGUAAACGAGGGAAGCACCGCACUGGUUGUCUUGUGGGAUGCAUAAGAAGAUUGCAGAGAUGGUGUCUAUCAUCUAUUUUUGAUGAAUACCAAAGGUUUGCAGGUGCCAAAGCCAGAGUGUCAGACCAGAGGUUCAUUGAAUUGUUUGAUAUUUCAGGUUUGAAGUACAACCCACUGGCAUUUUCAUGCUCAAGGAAAUAGGAAUUGAAAUAAUGGGUGCAAUUUAGAAAGCUGGUGCUUCCUCCCAUGGAAUAUUUCCAUGAUGAAGUGAAGUAUAACGACUAGUGUUUAAUCUUAUGUGAAUGAAAAUUAGUGUAGGACCAGUAGGAUUUUAUAUGAGAUGUUCUGCUCCGUUACUUUUUCUUUCCUUUCCUGUUUCAAUGUUGGGUGCCCAAUAUACCAGUUUAUGCAAAGAUGUGGGUUGAAUAAUGGCAACUUUCUUUUUUGUAUCCAUCGAAAGCUCUGAUAAAAUGUUCGGCAGCACUGCUGCGGUUAUUUCACUAGUCAGUUACUAUGUGGCAGGUUCUAAGGUGAAGUUUGCAAUUAGUGUGUGAUUUAGUAUCAAGCAAUUCCACCAAAUCUUAUUGUGUAUCA
Messenger RNA from Cicer arietinum (chickpea), 1222 nucleotides. Its product is annotated as inositol diphosphatase DSP4. Gene Ontology annotation, cellular component: cytoplasm. Lineage: Eukaryota; Viridiplantae; Streptophyta; Magnoliopsida; Fabales; Fabaceae. Gene Ontology annotation, biological process: protein dephosphorylation. The record is from RefSeq and is a predicted model, not a curated record. Gene Ontology annotation, molecular function: phosphatase activity.